This is a messenger RNA of Blepharisma stoltei, 610 nucleotides long. The record is from the annotation of a GenBank genome assembly. Lineage: Eukaryota; Ciliophora; Heterotrichea; Heterotrichida; Blepharismidae.
AUGGCUGAAGAAAAUACAGAUGUAAACUUGUAUUUUACUUCCAGUACUCCAGAAGACAAUUCAGAUCUGAAUUUUGUUUGUCCAACAUUUUUGGAAAAGCUAUAUCAGCAUCCAUCUCAAAGAGAUAUGAAAGUGCUUUUGUUUAUUUCUUUGCUUAUGAUACCAUGAUUAGCUUCAAUUUUAAUCAUUCUAUUUAUGGAAAACGAUGAUAAAAGUAUAAAAGUUAGACUUUGGCUUGAAGUUUUUGCUGUCAGCUCAAUUAUAUAUCUAAUUUUAUAUAUUGCGAUCAUGAUUUUUUUAUCAAAAAUAUCUAAUAAGCCGAUGAAUUUACUAACCUUAAUAUAGAAAUAAAAAAUUUUUUAAAAUAUAUCAAUUAAAAUUAAAUCAUAAGUAGAGGAAAUCCCUAUAUAAAGGAGUAAAUGGAUCGUUUUUGGCUCUAUCAUUUUGCUGGAACGUAAUAGGGACAGUGUGGAUCUGUUUGGAUAAUGAAUGCAUAACAAUAUUUAACCUUAGCUGUAGAGUUGCCUCAGGAAUCAUUUUGAUAUUUCACAUUGCUUACUUAUUCAUAAUCAUAUAUGGCUUCAAACUAAUGACUUCACAAUCGAAUUAA